GUGACUCCAUUAAAUGUUCUUGUGAUAAAGAAUGUGUGUGUGUGUGUGUGUGUGUGCAUGUGAUGUAGAUUAAACAUGAACGGGCCAAAACGGACAUGGCAGCAGGUCAAAAUCAAAUACAAGAACAUUCUGCAGAAUGCAGUGAAAAAGAAUACCCACAGACAAGGCACGGGUGGUGGGUCACCAAAGGCUGACCUUACCCCAGCAGAGGACAUGGCCUUGGAGCUAAAUAAAGGCAGGCCCGUCUUAGAGGGGAUCCCUGGGGGGAAAGAGACGAGCAUAGGUUCCUCCCAAGAUGCCACCCGCUUCAUUCAAGUGUCUGGCAGCACUGUGUUCCUGUUAGAGCCACCAGCACAAGCACCAGACGAUGCUGAUCCAGGUGAAAGCCCCAGUGCAGCAGCAACAGCACAUGAUGGAGACGAUGAUGAGGAGGAGACCAUCUCUCUGGAUUCCAGAAGGCAUGAGGACCCAGAUGCUAUACAGUGGGAAAACCAGCCUGGCAACAUAAGCUCACAAGCUAUCAGAAAGUUGUAUGGCAACCACCUCCGGCGCCAAAUAGAACUGGCAGACAUAGACAUUCAGUACAAGAAGAAAAAGAUGGAAAAUCUUGCACUGGAGUCCGAAAUAAAAAAGAGGACAAUUAGGAAACUGGACCUUGAAAUAAAAAAACUUGAGAGGGAGCUCCAAGAAGAUGACACAGCUCAAAAUAAAAAUUAGCAAUCAGUACAACCAAGUCAUCGUUAUAAGGCACCGG
Molecule: messenger RNA, 754 nt
Organism: Carassius carassius (crucian carp)
Lineage: Eukaryota; Metazoa; Chordata; Actinopteri; Cypriniformes; Cyprinidae
Exons: 8
Coding region: 76-717 (213 amino acids)
Source: RefSeq, a predicted model, not a curated record